AUGGGUCGUUACUGUGGUCAAGCACAAAAAACCUUUCGAGGCUUCUACAGGCAGAUUCUCAAAAAAUUGGGGAAAAAUGAUGAAGAAAGUGCUGAUUCAGAAGAACAAAGUGCUCUCAACCGAUCUCCUGAUGGUAUACUGCUUCAGGAAUCUCUUGACGAUGAAUCCUCUGCUAUUCGACUUUCCCGACGAUCCUCUGUCCUCGUACUGUUUAAUUACUGUAUAAUAAUUUAUUUAUAUUCAUAA
Thelazia callipaeda (thelaziosis nematode) is the source of this 246-nucleotide messenger RNA. The record is from the annotation of a GenBank genome assembly. Lineage: Eukaryota; Metazoa; Nematoda; Chromadorea; Rhabditida; Thelaziidae.